CAUUAUUUGUUGUCAGAAUUAGAUCUAGGUUUCGAAUAUUUUAAAUGCCUUCCGCAUAAGAGAGAUAGAUUUAAUUCAUUGAAAUUUGAUUAAAAAUAUUUUUUUUACCAGUAGGCACACAUUGGACUUGAAUUAUUAUAAAACCAGCGCGUAGUAGCAGUACAAGAACUACUCUGCAAAAAGUCGGCACGUAACCAUAAUCCACAGGUCGAUUAACAUAGUCAUCGUGUAUGUCUUCUAAAUCUAGUGAACUGUCUAUUAAAUAAACUCUUUCUGCCAUUUGUAUAUUGAAUAUGUACGUGAUUGAUUGAAAAAAAUGUAAAUAAAUAAAUGUAUCGAAACAAUUAAAUUUGGCGCUAGCUUUGAUAAUGUUGCGUUUGCGGUGUAUUCCGAUUCCGCUCCGUGUCGUGUCGAAGCGCGCAGACUCGUCCUCGUCCUAACAUGUAAACCCGACAACCCGACAAGCCGACGAGCGGACGCGUGCGACGGCCGUCUCAUCGCGCGAAAGCGACAGUGUCAAAACAGGCCUGCGUUACUGAAACAGUGAAUGACAUAAGAUGGCGACUAGUAUAUGUGUUUCUAGGUGCCAGAUAUUGUUUAAAAAUGAAAUAAAUAGGAUAGGACUGCGGGCACUGUUUUAUACACUUCAGGGCUUUAAAGAAUCUCGACAUAAUUCCAUCCACACGUGCGCCUCUUCACACCCAACGCUAGUGCCUAAUGAUCGCAACAAUUUGACGCCUGUCAUCAGCGCAGCUAAAAAAUCAUCGGAAAAUGAGGCUGUCGAGGUGACGUACGCUGCCGGGCUGCCACAAAUAACCGUUCCGCUGCCAAGCAGGCGAGAGCGGUGCCGAUUCACGUUGCGACCGGUCACAAACACCGUCGGCGACUUCAUAUCUAUGCUGCGCUCCGAGGACCAGGGCGUCGAUCGAGUAGUUUGCGUAACCUGCUCCGGAAUACGAAUUGCCUCCUCCGACAGCAUCGAAGCUUUACUCGAACGGCCCUUCCUUUUGGUCAUCAACGACAGGAAGUUUGAGGUAGAUCCUCCGCCCCGUGAGCGAUUAACUACAGAAGAAUCGAGUAAUUUAGCAGAAGUGCGUGAUGUUGUUCAACGUUUGUACGAGGCGCUUGAAGUUCGGGAGCAGCGAACACGCCUUGAACGGGAUAUUAUUGGCCGCAUGGAGCUUGUCCGUACAGAACUAGAACCUUUGGAGCAGCAAAAAGUAACUCUGGAUAUGCAGUCCGACAGUUCAACUCGGUAUUUAGUCUGGCUCGGACUUGGCCUGAUGGGCGUGCAGUUUGGAGUGCUGGCUAGACUCACAUGGUGGGAAUAUUCUUGGGAUAUUAUGGAGCCGGUCACUUACUUCGUAACUUACGGCACAACGAUGAUGUGCUAUGCCUAUUACGUGCUUACAAAACAGGAACCGAACAUGCCGGAUGUACGCGAUCGCCAGUACCUGAUAACUUUCCACAAGAAAGCCAAGAGACACAAAUUUGAUGUCGAUAAAUACAAUAAAAUGAAGGAGGAAAUGUAUUCCUUAGAGAAAGAAUUGUUUAAAUUACGUGACCCUCUUAUGUUUCAUGCGCCACGUAAACCAGAUCCUCUGCAUUUGCAGGACAAUAUGCGCGGGCAGGUUCCCGACAAUGAAUCAGUCGCAAAGGGCGAUACUAAAGGAAAUAAGUGCUAAAUUAUAAAUACGACUAUUUAAAAUUCAUCGAGAUCAAGACAAAGUACUUAAAAUAAAACAUAAUUGUUUUACCUUUUUCUUGUGCGUUGUGAUUUGUGAAAGAUUGUAAACAAUAUGUUUUUAGAG
Molecule: messenger RNA, 1811 nt
Organism: Ctenocephalides felis (cat flea)
Lineage: Eukaryota; Metazoa; Arthropoda; Insecta; Siphonaptera; Pulicidae
Gene: MCU
Product: calcium uniporter protein, mitochondrial
Exons: 7
Coding region: 558-1685 (375 amino acids)
Biological process (GO): calcium import into the mitochondrion; mitochondrial calcium ion homeostasis
Cellular component (GO): uniplex complex; mitochondrial inner membrane
Molecular function (GO): uniporter activity; calcium channel activity
Source: RefSeq, a predicted model, not a curated record